This is a messenger RNA of Cuculus canorus (common cuckoo), 761 nucleotides long. It is a transcript of the gene RPL10, whose product is annotated as ribosomal protein L10. NCBI's taxonomy places the organism in Eukaryota, Metazoa, Chordata, Aves, Cuculiformes, Cuculidae. Gene Ontology annotation, biological process: translation; ribosomal large subunit assembly. The record is from RefSeq and is a predicted model, not a curated record. Gene Ontology annotation, molecular function: structural constituent of ribosome. Gene Ontology annotation, cellular component: cytosolic large ribosomal subunit; ribosome. The transcript is spliced from 7 exons. Bases 58 to 705 code for a protein of 215 amino acids.
GCCGCGCGCAGGCGCCGCCGUUCUCUCUUUCGCGCACGGCGAGGUCCCUGAGCCGCCAUGGGCCGCCGCCCGGCGCGAUGUUACAGAUACUGCAAGAACAAACCGUACCCCAAGUCUCGCUUUUGCCGUGGGGUCCCUGACCCCAAAAUCCGCAUUUUUGACCUGGGACGGAAGAAGGCGAAGGUGGAUGAGUUUCCGCUCUGUGGGCAUAUGGUGUCCGACGAGUACGAGCAGCUCAGCUCCGAGGCUCUGGAGGCCGCUCGUAUCUGCGCCAACAAAUAUAUGGUGAAGAGCUGCGGGAAGGACGGAUUCCACAUCCGCGUCCGCCUCCACCCCUUCCACGUCAUCCGCAUCAACAAAAUGCUUUCCUGCGCCGGGGCCGACAGGCUGCAGACGGGGAUGCGCGGGGCCUUCGGGAAGCCUCAGGGCACGGUCGCCCGCGUCCACAUCGGCCAAGUGAUUAUGUCCAUCCGCACCAAAGCGCAGAACAAGGAGCACGUGGUGGAGGCCUUGCGACGCGCCAAGUUCAAGUUCCCGGGGCGCCAGAAGAUCCACAUCUCCAAGAAAUGGGGGUUCACCAAAUUCAACGCCGACGCCUUCGAGGAAAUGGUGGCCCAGAAACGUUUGAUCCCCGACGGCUGCGGCGUCAAAUACGUCCCGGCCCGGGGACCCCUCGACCGCUGGCGGGCGUUGCACGCGGCCUGAGGGCCCCCCCAAAAACACCGCGGGAGGGGGGACCCCCAAAAACACCAGGGACCCCC